AUGCGACGUAUUCGACAGCGAGAGAGAAGACAGCGAUGGCAAGAUACACCGCAAUACAUCAUGAAGAGUGAUUUUUGUUUUAUAUCAUCCACUUGGAUGGCUGAAUGGGAAAUGUUUGUGGAAGGAUGGCAAACGCAUCGACCUGAGAGGGUUAUUGAUCAACAUGGGUUAUUGACUUCUAUUAUGAGCUUGAAUCGAGUAGGCACAAAUCCUUUUUAUUUGAAUUCCAAUGAUUUAGUCAUGAUAAUCUCGGGCCAAACCUGGGAUUAUUUAGUACGUGAAUACGGUUUACGAGGUGAAAAAAUCUCUCAAGAGGAUCUUGUACCAGAAGAAAACUACCUCAAAAUCAUUCAUCGUAUCGCCUAUUGGAAAAAACGUGCUGGAGCCUGUUCUUGA
Messenger RNA from Mucor mucedo, 396 nucleotides. RefSeq lists its product as uncharacterized. The record is from RefSeq and is a predicted model, not a curated record. Lineage: Eukaryota; Fungi; Mucoromycota; Mucoromycetes; Mucorales; Mucoraceae. The coding region runs from base 1 to 396 and encodes 131 amino acids. Gene Ontology annotation, molecular function: cysteine-type deubiquitinase activity. The transcript has a single exon.